AUGGAGGACGGGAGGACAGGGCUGCAUGUAGCGGGGAUGCUGGGGAGGGCGGGGAGCGUGAGGGAGCUGAUAGAGGCAGGAGCAGAGGUAGGAGGGAAGGACGAUGAAGGGAAGACGAUGGUGCACUGGGCGGCAGAGUAUGGGCAUGUGGAGGUAGUGCAGAACGUCGUGAGGACAUGCGGGGAGGAGGUGCUGAGGGAGAAGGACAAUGACGGCUACACAUGUGCGCACUGGGCGAGUGCAGGAGGGCACUUGGAGGUGGCGCGGUAUGCUGUAGAGACAUGCGGGAAGGAGGCGCUGAGGGAGAAGACCAAUGACGGCUGGACAUGCGCGCACUUGGCGAGCAUGGGAGGGCACAUGGAGAUGCUGCGGUAUGUUGGGGAGACAUGCGGGAAGGAAGUGCUGAGGGAGAAGGACAAUAACGGCCAGACAUGCUCGCACUUGGCAAGUGUAGGAGGGCACAUAGAGGUAGUGAGGUAUCUUGUAGAGACAUGCGGGGAGGAGGUGCUGAGGGAGAAGACCAAUGACGGCAGGACAAGCGCGCAUGCGGCGAGUCAGGGAGGGCGGUUGGAGGUAGUGCGGUAUGCUGUAGAGACAUGCGGGGAGGAGGUGCUGAGGGAGAAGGACAAUGACGGCUGGACAUGCGCGCAAUUUGCGAGCGAGAGAGGGGACUUGGGGGUAGUGCGGUAUGUUGGGGAGAGAUGCGGGAAGGAAGUGCUGAGGGAGAAGACCUAUGACGGCUACACAUGCGCGCACUUGGCGAGUACAGGAGGGCACAUAGAGGUAGUGCGGUAUGUUGUAGAGACAUGCGGGGUGGAGCUGAGGGACAAGACCAAUAACGGCUACACAUGCGCGCACUUGGCGAGUCAGAGAGGGUACUUGGAGGUAGUGCGGUAUUCUGAGAAGACAUGCGGGGAGGAGGAAGAGGACAAUAACGGCAAGACAUGCGUGCACUGGGCGAGUGAGGGAGGGGACUUGGAGGUAGUGCGGUAUGUUGCAGAGACAUGCGGGAAGGAGCUGCUGAGGGAGAAGACCGAGGACGGCAGGACAUGCGCGCACUUGGCGAGUGAGAGAGGGCACUUGGAGGUAGUGCGGUAUGUUGCAGAGACAUGCGGGGAGGAGCUGCUGAGGGAGAAGGACGUUGUCAGGUACUCAUGCGCGCACUGGGCGAGUGCUUUUGGGCACUUGGAGGUAGUGCGGUAUGCUGUAGAGACAUGCGGGGAGGAGGUGCUGAGGGAGAAGACCAAUUCCGGCAGGACAUGCGCGCACUUGGCGAUUGAGAAAGGGCACAUAGAGGUAGUGCGGUAUGUUAGGGAGACAUGCGGGAAGGAGCUGCUGAGGGAGAAGACCGAGGACGGUAUGACAUGCGCGCGCUUGGCGAGUGAGGGAGGGCACUUGGAGGUAGUGCUGUAUGCUGUAGAGACAUGCGGGGAGGAGGUGCUGAGGGAGAAGACCAAUGACGGCAAGACAUGCGCGCACUUGGCGAGUGAGGGAGGGCACUUGGAGGUAGUGCGGUAUGUUGCAGAGACAUGCGGGGAGGAGGUGCUGAGGGAGAAGACCAAGUUCGGCAGGACAUGUGCACACUUGGCGAGUGAGGGAGGGCACUUGGAGGUAGUGCGGUAUGUUGCAGAGACAUGCGGGGAGGAGCUGCUGAGGGAGAAGGACAAGCACGGCUCAACUUGCUUCACUUUGACUUAUAACUCAGAUGUCAAGGAUUAUCUGAGAGGUUUAGGUAUCGACUAG
Molecule: messenger RNA, 1743 nt
Organism: Guillardia theta CCMP2712
Lineage: Eukaryota; Cryptophyceae; Pyrenomonadales; Geminigeraceae
Exons: 3
Coding region: 1-1743 (580 amino acids)
Molecular function (GO): protein binding
Source: RefSeq, a predicted model, not a curated record